Alexandromys fortis (reed vole) is the source of this 2323-nucleotide messenger RNA. RefSeq names its product growth arrest specific 2 (gene Gas2). Gene Ontology annotation, biological process: actin crosslink formation. Gene Ontology annotation, molecular function: microtubule binding; actin filament binding; cytoskeletal adaptor activity. Lineage: Eukaryota; Metazoa; Chordata; Mammalia; Rodentia; Cricetidae. The record is from RefSeq and is a predicted model, not a curated record. The transcript has 7 exons. Gene Ontology annotation, cellular component: actin filament. The coding region runs from base 1 to 774 and encodes 257 amino acids.
AUGAAGCCUCUUGAUGUGAAGAACUGUGUGGACUUCACUAACUCGACUCUGCCCCUGAAGAAGAUUCCCUGCAAAGCCAGUGCACCCUCAGGCUCCUUUUUUGCCCGAGACAACACAGCCAAUUUCUUAUCCUGGUGCCGAGACUUGGGGGUGGACGAAACCUGUCUUUUUGAAUCUGAAGGCCUGGUUCUGCACAAGCAGCCCCGAGAAGUGUGUCUCUGUUUACUAGAGCUUGGCCGGAUUGCAGCCAGGUAUGGUGUGGAGCCUCCUGGUCUGAUAAAGCUGGAAAAAGAAAUUGAACAAGAAGAGACCCUGUCUGCCCCGUCUCCUUCACCUUCUCCUUCAUCCAAGUCUUCAGGAAAGAAGAGCACUGGGAACCUGCUGGACGACGCAGUAAAAAGAAUCUCUGAAGAUCCUCCCUGCAAGUGCCCAACUAAGUUCUGUGUGGAGCGACUCUCUCAAGGUCGAUACCGAGUGGGAGAGAAGAUCCUCUUCAUCAGGGGUCUUCAUGGUUGUGCCUAUGUCUCCACAGCCAAAGCAAAGCAGACACUGAAGAUGCUGCAUAACAAGCAUGUGAUGGUCCGUGUGGGCGGAGGCUGGGAGACCUUCGCAGGCUAUCUGCUCAAGCAUGACCCCUGUCGCAUGCUGCAGAUCUCUCGUGUGGAUGGCAAGACGUCCCCUGUCCAGAGCAAAUCCCCAACCCUCAAGGACAUGAAUCCAGAUAACUACCUGGUGGUCUCUGCCAGCUACAAGGCUAAGAAGGAGAUUAAAUGAAGCUGGUCUCUGAAAGGAGACUCAUGUGAUGGCCUGUGUCUGUUCUAUAGUGUAGCCAGUGUAGUUCACAUGCUCUGAGAACCACGCGUCAGCAGGCAGGAAAAGGUUCUAAAGGUAGCACUAUUUAUUUUUAAUGCAUCUGUAGAACUUCACCUAAGGGGAAAAAUUCUAAACUCAGAACAAAAUCAGACAACUUGUAAGCAAAUCAUUAUUUCUCAAUAUGUGAACAUAGUAUUUAGAACAAACCUUAUUAGGAACCCAGUUCUAGGUACAGCCAUUGGAGGAGAACAUGCCCAGGAGACUGUAUUUAGCAUGUAUGAAAAGGUCAACAGGAAGUGCCUGCUGUAUGUCUAUGAGCUAAAGCACCCCAGACACUUUUAUAAUGGCGGAGUUUUAUAGCUAUUUUUUACAAUGACAAUAUGAUAAUGUGCUACUAAAAUUGUCUGACAGCACUAUACAGUACAGAAUCUUCACAGCCAUACUUAACUGGAAAGGCCGCUUCAGAGAUGUUUACAUUCACUUGGAAGAUUGCCUUAAAGCUCAUCUCUGAUCCCUGACCAAACCAACCUCUGGGGUACUUUCAGAUGUUGCCUGAGCAGCCCUUUAGGAAUAGCAGGUACCUUUCACACACCUUACACAUGUGUGCACGCAUGCACACACACAGUAGCUAUGUUUAGGAUGAUCACUUAGUGAAAUUCACAUGCAUGAGCUACAUGUACGUGGCACACGUUCAUGUUUGGACGUACAAAUGGCAAAGGUUCAUCAACUUUGUGAUUCUGUUCAUCCCCAAGCAUUUUCUUAUUAAAAUGUCUUAGUUAGUCCUAUUCUUCUAUGCUGUCUCAUGAAGUAAAUUCACUAUAGUGAAUGAUGUUACAGACUUGUAUACCCAGGACAGGGCUGUUUUGUACCAAUGAACAGCAAGAUAUUGUCCACAUUAAGAUUAAAAACAAAAAAUUAAAAAAAAACUCACACAUUAUCUGUUUCUGUAUCAGUGCUUCAACCUAAAAUAAAAGUUAAUCUUCAAACUACUAAUUUCCUAGCAAAUAUGAGGAGUGUCAAGUCAUGGUUGUGUAGAAUGUCUUCACCUGGGGAAGGCUAAUGGAAGCAGUGUUUGUUUUCAGUAGCAGCGAGUGUGGACUUGACCAUGGGAAGGACCUUACGUGCCUGUGGUAGUUUGAAUGUAAUGCCCCCAUAAACCCAAAGAGAGUGGCACUAUUAGGUGGUGUGGCCUUGUUGGAGGAGGUGUGUCACUGUGGAGGUGGGCUCUGCUGUCUCAGAUCACUUCCUGUUGUCUGCAAGAUAUAGUACUCUCAGCUACCUCUCCAGCACCAUCUCUUCCUGCACCCUGGCAUGUUCCACCAUGAUGAUAAUGAACUGAACCUCUGAACUAUAGCCAAGCCAUCUCUUAUUAAAUGUUCUCCUUUAUAAGAGUUGCUCUGUGUGGGUGGGGAGAGUUGUCCCCACCAUCAUCAGUGCCCGAGAAGAUGGGAGAGCAGCCCCUGUACCUUGCCAGGGCAGCACAAUAGAGCCAGCCCUGAAGUGUGAGCAA